UCGUUUUCACUAUAUAAGAAAUACAAGAUUGCUAUAUCUAGCAAGAGGGAGAGAUAAUACAAGAGGAAUAGGCUAUCUUACUAUAAGUCUACACCCUAUUAUAGCGAGACAUAGAAUCAAUAUCUUUACAAGAACUUAAGAGGGCUGGAUGCUGUUGUGGCUUGCCCUGAAGUAUAAGAGCAACAUGGCUGCUGCCAAGCUCCUGAUCGAGAAAGGGGCACAAUUUGACUUGGAAGAUGAGCUCGGGCAAACACCGUUAAUGCACGCUUUGCAUUCAGGAAACGACGCUGGCGUCAGGCUGCUGCUAGGGAUAGGAGCUUCCAUCGACAUGAACUAGAGAGACAGCGAAGGUCACCCACCCCUCACUUUCGUGACGUCCCCCGAGCUCAUAAUGUAGAGGCAAUUCAGCUUAUCGGAAGCAACUCGGAAAGAUUAUUCAAAUAUCGCUACAACGUUGAUCAGGUUGAUACACAGGAAUCGUCGCUGGGGGCCGGCGUGUACACUAAUACACCGCUU
Messenger RNA from Colletotrichum navitas, 516 nucleotides. RefSeq lists its product as uncharacterized. The transcript has a single exon. Gene Ontology annotation, molecular function: protein binding. The coding region runs from base 149 to 337 and encodes 62 amino acids. NCBI's taxonomy places the organism in Eukaryota, Fungi, Ascomycota, Sordariomycetes, Glomerellales, Glomerellaceae. The record is from RefSeq and is a predicted model, not a curated record.